AUGGGGAUAGGAUUGUUCCAAGGAGCUACUAACUUCUUUCUGAAUGGAAUUGUUUUAUCUGUUUUGUAUGGAGGAUCUUCUCUCAUAAAUUCAGGUAGACCUAAGUUGAUAGUCGGAAGUUACCUGGAGAAUGUUACAGGCCAAAUGUCUCCUGGAGAACUGAUGUCAUUCCUUGUCACUGCGCAAACCAUCCAGAGGUCACUGAGUCAGCUUUCUGUAGUAUUUGGAAACGCUGUACGAGGUUGGACUGCUGGUGCAAGAGCGUUUGAGUUUGUCAACCUGCGCCCAUCCAUUCCAAAUAAUGAUGGUGUCUGCAUCCCUUACCAUACAUUAUGGGGAGAAGUACGAUUUGAAGAUGUAGACUUUGCAUACCCGACACGACCAGACCAUCAAGUGUUCGAGAAGUUGAAUCUCACUAUACCGGCUGGUCAGAUUGUGGCCCUUUGUGGACCCAGCGGAAAAACAACUAUAACCUCCCUGCUGGAACGUUUUUAUGAACCAGUCUCUGGUCGAGUGCUUUUGGACAAUCAAGAUCUGAAGACUCUGAAUGUAGAGUGGUUACGCGGUCAGGUCAUUGGGCUAAUCUCUCAAGAACCUGUUCUGUUUGCAACUACCAUCGAAGAAAAUAUACGCUACGGCCGACCUGGAGCCACUCGUAAGGAGGUCAUCAAAGCUGCUAAGCUAGCGAAUGCGCAUGAUUUCAUUGCCAAGUUCCCUGAUGGAUAUAGCACAGUGGUAGGAGAGCGUGGAGCACAGUUGUCCGGAGGCCAGAAGCAGCGAAUUGCAAUAGCAAGGGCAUUGUUGAAAGAUCCACCCAUACUCGUCCUUGAUGAAGCAACUAGUGCUCUCGAUUCCGAAAGCGAGCGUUUGGUGAGCUGA
Messenger RNA from Cylicostephanus goldi, 879 nucleotides. The record is from the annotation of a GenBank genome assembly. Lineage: Eukaryota; Metazoa; Nematoda; Chromadorea; Rhabditida; Strongylidae.